Messenger RNA from Meira miltonrushii, 1524 nucleotides. RefSeq lists its product as uncharacterized. The record is from RefSeq and is a predicted model, not a curated record. Bases 1 to 1524 code for a protein of 507 amino acids. The transcript has a single exon. Lineage: Eukaryota; Fungi; Basidiomycota; Exobasidiomycetes; Exobasidiales; Brachybasidiaceae.
AUGUCGCAGUUGCUUUUAGCCUUGCUUGUAUCAGUAAGCGGAUUCAUUCAUCUCGUACAAGCUGAUCUAGAAUUUACAACUUCACUUCCGCAAGAGUGUACAACUUUCAACGUAUCAUGGAAACCGGAAAUGGACGCUUUCCCUUACAGCGUAUAUUUCUUAGGAACAGCAAAGCAGGUCCUAAGUUGGCGUAUCGAAUCAGACUAUCAACCAAACCAAUCAGAGAUUACCUUUCAGUAUUUCUUACCAAAAGCUAGUUCAAGUUUUCAGAGUUUUAUAGUUGCUGUUGUGGAUAGUAAGGGGAACGGGAACAGUUCCAAGAUUCUUACACCGACUUCUAUUGCGGCACAAUCUGAAGAAUGUGUGUUAUCUUCUUUCUAUAAGAACAAUUCUUGGACGUUUAACACUGGAUACAUAACACCGCCGGGCUUCAAUUUGGAGCAAGAUCCAUGGAUAAAUCUACAGUGCGGCGAAGUAAGUCAUUUGCCAUACGGAAAACACAUCGGAAAGGGACCUUUUUCGCUUUCGUUGGUCCCAGAACAUGACAAACCGAUCACUCUCAAUAUCCCAGAAUUAGCGCAAACGGGUGCGUAUGACUUUAAUUACUACACUGUUAUACCCUAUAAGGCAGGUACAAACUUUUUCCAAUUCAUGUCUGACUCUGUACAAAGCGCAGCUGGAGGAGGGAGUGAGAAGAUCACUGUUGGAGCGAGUCAAAAUUAUUCAUGCUUUCAAAGUGGUUUCAAGCUACCAGAUGUGAACACCACUAACGCUUUACCGGUCGGAUCAAAUUCGACAUCUUUUCAGAAUCUUCCGGGAGCUAUUCCGAUCCCAGCGAAUGAUACCGGAAAUGAUUCCAACAUUCUGAAUAGCACUGUGAGCGGGCAAGGUAUACAUGGAGACUACGGCGCAAGGAAUCUCAAGAGUCUAUUGGGCGGGAUUCUUGGCAGUUCAUUUGGCAUACUUCUGCUUGCAUUCGUCAUUUAUAAAGUACAUCAAAUGCUUCAAAUGAGACAGCAAAAAAAGCAUAGAAUGGAACGAGAUCAGUUCGUAGACUUGGGAGAAAGUAUUAAUGAUCAAGGUUCACCAGGUAUCAAACAAUCUACAUUGAUUUCCCCUUUCUUCUACGAAUCAGAUAGAGCUGCUCACGGUGAAGCAGUGAGCAAUGAUGAUAGUAAUGCGAUCGGUCUGACACCAAUCGCCCGAAAGCACAACAUACGUGCUCUGAAAGCAUCUCUUAGCAAAAGACUUGCUGCAGGAUUGAACAGUGUUUCAAGAUCGGAGACGAUAAGAUCAGGAAUCGAUAAUAGGCUGUCUUUAGGAAAUUAUACGAACAAUGCUUCUGAAGUAAAUUUUAACCUAGCGGACGAUUUAAGAGGUCGAUCCAGAUCCACUAAAAGCAGAACACAACAUUUAUACGAUUUUCUUGGUGCGAAUAACUCUCUGCGAUCUCAGACAGGCAGUAUACAUUCUUCCGUCACCAAUCCGUUUAGCGUAGAUGGAGUUUUGAUCGAGGAUGAUUAA